UUAUACAAUUAUAAAUAUGAGGCCCAACGACCAAAAUUAUAUGACAGAUGCAUCUGGGAGGAUGUCAUCAGCAACUCAAUAUGCAACUCAAAACUCUGAAAGGAUGGGAGGAACUGCUUCUUACCCCAGACAAGAAAGGAUGAGCUAUAUGCCGACUGAUUAUAGCAGAAUGAACACAGGAGGAAGUAUGGCAUACCCUAGCAGCACAGGGUUCAAUCAGGCAUCAUAUGAUACUGAGUUUAAAUCAUCAACUAACUUCCAGGCUCCAACACCACAACAAUAUACAGCAAUGGACAUGAGAAAUAAUUUUGAGACUUCUGCACCUGCUUCUUUUGUCCCAAAAUCAAAAUAUUUGAGUACUCUGACUUCUCAAAAUACAAGCAAGCCAACAAAUAUGAGCACGAACUUCCAGAAUAUGUCUGUACCUCAACCACAGUCUUAUGAAAAUAAACCAGAGCCAAUGAAAUACAGCUCUCCAGCAGAUUUUACUCAGAUGCCAAGCAACUCGGCUUUAAUGCAGAGCUAUAACUUAAUGAAAAUGAGCAGCCAGGUUACGAAGAAUCAGGCAGCUGCUCAGUAUGCAAAGCAGCAGAGAUUCAAUAAUUAUUUCCCUCAGAAUGCACAGCAGCCAACACCUCAGCCCCAACCAGAUAUGAAUAUGGGCAUGUAUGGAUUACAGAGAAUGAACACUACAGGAGGAAUGAACUUAGACCAAAAAGAUGACAAUAACUUUUUGAGCAAUAUUUCUCCUGCAGAUAUGGGAAUACCUCUAGAUGCAGUAGGAAUGCAGGGAUCUCCACCAAGGCCAAAUCCUGCGGAGAAUAGGUUUGGAUCGCCCAAUAGAAUGGGAUCACCAAAUCAGUGACAAAAUGAUUUUCCUCCUUUUGAUGAGGUAUUUAAGUCAAAGAAACCAGCUGAAACUUCUGGAAAUAAUCAGGUUUCUAGUGAAAUUCCAUUUGACGAAAAACCUGUUGGAGGAGGAAAUUCUCAGCCUCCAAUGAUGCAGCAGAAUAACUCCUCGGAACCUUCUCAUAAUAAGAAGGGUGACACUUUUGCAGUAGAUUUUAAUUAUGUAGAGCAGAAUGAGCCCCAGAAUGAUGAAAUUCCAGAUGUUUCUACCAACAACCAAACAAAAGCAGCACAAGAUCUUCCUCCAUUAGACCCAAACGUAGUCAAUGUAGAUGAAAUACAGAUUAAGCCAAAGCAGCAGUUGACAUUUGAAGAGCUACUGGAAAAAGAACUUAACGACAAAGAGAAAGAUGCUAAUCCAGCACCUCCAGAUGAUGACAGAGUAAUCAGAAAGCCCAAGAAAGAAUUUCUAAAAAGGACCUCUAAAAAGACUACUUUGCCAAAGGAAAAACAGGGUGGCAAGAAGUAUAAAUACUAUGCUGAUAAUUUUGACAAGAAGAAUAACUCAAAUGGCAACUCUGGUAGCGAGGUUGAGAAAUCUGAAUGAUCUAAAUCAGCCAAACAAGGAAAAUGAAUGCAAGAUAAUGAGUCUAAACAGCAUGAAUCUGUUCAAGAGAACGAAACAAAAACUUUCCUUUCUAAGGGAGCAGGCCUAGGGGGCGGAAAGGGCAAAACAAAUGAUGAUUUGAAUGAUAAUAAUGCACAGAAGUCAGAGAAUCCUGAGGAUGAUGACAAGAAUCCCACUCCUGAUAAUUCUGGGAAAAAUAGGAGAGGAAGAAAAGCAAGAGGUCCAAAUACCAAUUCUAUCGAUGCUCACAAUGAUAAAGAUCCUAAGAACGAUAGUCUUGAAGAGUUUGAAGUCCUUGAAGGAAAUAUCAAUAAUGAUGAUAAUGUGGAGGAUUACGAAGAGAUUAAGAAAAAUUACCAUGCUUCUGGAAGGAAAUUUAAACACAAAAAAUCCGAAGCACCUUCAGAUGUUUCAAAGAGAGGAGGCCACACUAACUCCUCAGUCAAUGAAAGUGGAGCUGAGCGGCAAAGACUAGCAAAAGAAAAGAAGGAAUUCAAGAAGCAGAAGGAGAAAUUUGAAGCCGAAAAAUUAUCCAUAGAGAAGCAAAAAUAGAGACCUUGAUAAGCAAAAGAUUGAAUUUGAGAAAACUAAAGAAACCGAGACUAAGAAAAUCAACGUUGAACGACAAAAACUUGAGAAGGAAAAGAAGGCAUUCCACAGACAAAAUGAUAAGAAGAAGGAAGACUCAGAACUCACUGAGAAUCUGUAUAGAGAAAUAGAUGCUCUUCAUGAUGAGCUCCGUAAGAAGGACAAUAAGAACAUCAAGUUAGAAGACGAAGUUAAAGAUUUACAUCAUUUAGCAAAGGAAUAUGAGGAAAAGAUAUUUUACCUUGAAGAACAACUUAAAGAGCUACGUAGUGGAAUGAAAACAGAGAUGAGGACAGAGGGAAGAAACCAAGCACAGAAAGAGAAGCCCGUACAAAAAAUCGAGUCUAAAAUCCCCAGAGCGACCAAGCCUUGUGAGGACAAGAGUAAAAAUGAGAAACGGAAUAUUAGAAAUACGGCUCAAGAAGAAGUCUCUAUUGGGCUCGAUGAUGAAUUCAAGGAUUUUGAUACAGAAGAAGAUGCUGAAAAUAAUCAAAACAAUCCUGAAAAUGACCAACAGAAUAGUGAUGGUGAAGGAGAAGCUCCUGAAAUGGAUUAUGAUGAUCCUGACAACUACUCCUUGGUCUUCCUAGAGAAAUAUCAUGGAGAGGAGAAUGAAAAAGCUGAAAUCGUACAGGAAUCUGAAGGAACAAAGGGUAAAAUUUUCAGACUUUACAGUCAUGAGAAAAGAGAGAUUCUGUUUACUAAUGGUGUAAAGAAGGAAAUAUUUCCUGACGGAUAUUCAAUUGUCUACUUUGCUAAUGACGAUAUCAAGCAGUCCUAUCCUGAUGGUAGAACGGUCUACUAUUUUGCUGAUGCAGGAACAGCACAGACGACUCUUCCUGAUGGGUUAAAGAUUUAUAAGUUCAACAAUGACCAAAUAGAGAAGCACUACACUGAUGGGACCAAGGAAAUAAUCUUCCCUGAUGGUACAGUAAAGUAUAUCUUUGGAGUCAGUGAUGAAGAAAGUAUCUUUACUGACGGAACCAUUCAAAGAUUGACUCCUGACGGCCUCAAGGUGGUCGAGUAUCCUUCUGGACAGAAGGAUAUUGUAUAUCCUGAUGGAACAAAGGAGAGACAAUAUCCUUCUGGAAAAGUCAAGAAAAUGAACCCUGACGGGGUCAUUAAGUCUUUUAAAGCAGAUGAUAAUUAGUAAAGAUUUUUCAGCAAA
Moneuplotes crassus is the source of this 3233-nucleotide messenger RNA. Lineage: Eukaryota; Ciliophora; Spirotrichea; Euplotida; Euplotidae. The record is from the annotation of a GenBank genome assembly.